AUUUAAAUAUUAGCGGCGCUACCAACAGUAUGUUUUCUAACUGUUUCUAACCUAAUCUGUCCGGGCACGUGAGCUCCGUCUCUUCAAUGAUAUUUGCAUUUAUGUAUCGGUGACGCGGAAUAAAUCAGUAAAACACAUCAAAAAUAAUUGGAAUGGCUCAACGAUUAAGCAAUAAAGCGAAGCUCAAAUCAUUGUUGACUGUAACGAGUAGUGCUGUCGCUUUGUUUAGUGGCAUUUCUCUCUACCAGGGCAACGAAAAAUUUUACAGUGACAUUGCUAUACCUCUGGUGCAGUUGAUAGACCCGGAAAUCGCUCACAAACUUGCAGUAAAGACUCUGAAAUAUGGUCUUGUACCGAAGCAGAAAACUGAAGAUCCCAGCCUGCUCCGCACAACCGUGUUGGGCUUACAGUUUAAAAAUCCAAUUGGUAUGGCUGCGGGAUUUGAUAAACAAGGAGAAGUGGUAGAAGAAUUGCACAAGAUUGGUUUCAGUUUUGUAGAGAUAGGUUCUGUCACACCUAAACCUCAACCUGGUAAUCCAAAACCCAGAGUUUUUAGGUUGCCGGAAGAUAAUGCUAUUGUAAAUAGAUAUGGAUUUAACAGUGAUGGUCAUGAUAUCGUCUGGGAGCGCCUUAAGAGGUUAAAGGAGAAUAAAAACUUUGAUGGUAUUCUUGGGGUGAAUUUAGGAAGAAACAAAGAGACCAAAGAUGCUAUUCAAGAUUAUAUCGAUGGCAUAAAAAGAUUCAUGGAUGUAGCAGAUUAUUUUGUCAUUAAUGUUUCUAGUCCUAAUACUCCAGGACUUAGAUCUUUACAAAACAAGAAGAAUUUACAAGAUUUAUUGACCAAAGUGAAUGCAGCGAGGGAAUUGGUGGGUAGCAGACAGCCGUUGUUUUUAAAAUUGGCUCCUGAUUUAUUAGAUUCUGAGCGACAAGAUGUGGCAGAUGUAGUUUUAAAUCAGAAAUCCAAAGUUGAUGGUUUAGUCUUGUGCAAUACAACAAUUAUGCGACCAAAUUUAACUAAUCCAAACAAACAGGAAAGUGGUGGCCUUAGUGGUGCACCUCUUACAGAUAUUUCUACAUCUAUGAUAUCUGAUAUGUAUAGACGAACACAUGGCAGCAUUCCAAUUAUUGGGGUAGGUGGUGUUUUUUCUGGAUCUGAUGCAUAUGCCAAAAUAAGAGCUGGUGCUACUCUGAUACAACUUUAUACCUCGUACAUUUAUAACGGACCGCCAAUUGUUGGCAAGAUCAAAAGAGAGUUGUGUGAAAUACUUGAAACAAAUGGAUUUUCUUCUGUGACAGAUGCAAUAGGCAAGGAUGCUAAAAGUAAAUAAAUGUUUUGAUUCUCACGUGUUCACAUGAACAAAUAAUCUAUAUUAUUAAAUGCUAUUUAUAAAAUAUAUUGUACAUAAACAAUACUUUGUUAUAAUUGAAUAAAAGUUUUUAUUGUAUUUAUAUUAAA
Molecule: messenger RNA, 1456 nt
Organism: Solenopsis invicta (red fire ant)
Lineage: Eukaryota; Metazoa; Arthropoda; Insecta; Hymenoptera; Formicidae
Gene: Dhod
Product: dihydroorotate dehydrogenase (quinone)
Exons: 2
Coding region: 153-1328 (391 amino acids)
Biological process (GO): pyrimidine ribonucleotide biosynthetic process; 'de novo' pyrimidine nucleobase biosynthetic process
Cellular component (GO): cytoplasm; mitochondrial inner membrane
Molecular function (GO): dihydroorotate dehydrogenase activity
Source: RefSeq, a predicted model, not a curated record